GGCGAACUGGGAGGGCCGAAGGGCGUGGGUGGCCGGCCGGCGUCUCUCUCCUCCUUGCUCUGCUUUGCCGCACCUGCCGGACCUGCUCGGAAGGAAGACCCAUGCAUAAAGGUCAUAGAAACAGUUGCCUUGACUACAUUUUCUUGGAUAAGACACGGCACAGCUCAGAAGACUUACAUUUAUCCUGAGACACUUUGGGCGCAAAACUUGGGAUAAUGAAUCUUGAAAGUGAUGGAGCUGCAUCAGAGAGCAUUUUUGAUUUGGACUAUGCUUCAUGGAAAAUACGCUUAACGCUAGUGGUGGCUGGUUUUCUCUUUUACCUUGGUGUCUUUGUUGUCUGUCACCAGCUGUCUUCCUCUCUGAAUGCCACUUACCGCUCGCUAGUGGCGAAAGAAAAGGUCUUCUGGAAUCUUGCAGCCACUCGUGCUGUCUUCGGGGUUCAGAGCACUGCCGCGGGCUUGUGGGCUUUGCUGGCCGACCCCGUGCUUCACACCGACAAAGGACUUAACCAGCAAAACUGGUGUUGGUUUAAUGUUGCAACAGCCACCGGAUUCUUCUUCUUUGAAAACGUAGCAGUUCACCUGUCCAAUUGGUGCUUCCAGACAUUUGAUUUGUUUUUAGUUGUCCAUCAUCUCUUUGCCUUUCUUGGAUUUCUUGGUUCAGUGAUCAACCUCAAAGCUGGCCACUAUUUAGCCAUGACCACCUUACUCUUGGAGAUGAGCACCCCCUUCACCUGCAUAUCCUGGAUGCUCCUAAAGGCUGGCUGGUCAGAAUCUCUGGUCUGGAAGCUAAACCAGUGGCUAAUGAUUCACAUGUUUCAUUGCCGCAUGAUUUUAACCUACCACAUGUGGUGGGUGUGCUUUUGGCACUGGGACAGUUUGAUCAACAGUUUGUAUCUGCCUCAUUUUGCCCUCUUCCUUCUUGGACUGGCCCUCCUCACACUAAUACUUAAUCCAUAUUGGACCCAUAAGAAGACUCAGCAAUUUCUAAAUCCAGUGGAUUGGAACUUUGCACAAUCAGAAGCGAAAAGCAGUCGGCCUGAAAGGACCAAUGGGCAGGUACCCCAGAAGAAGAAGCAUUAACUGUUUUAGGAACCAGCUGAUUCCAGCGUUGCCAAUCUGAAUAAUGGCACAUGAAGACUGACUGUACGGAGGCCCUUGAACAAAGAAUUUCAUUUGUAAAGUGUCAUGAAUGUUUCUUGUUUGUCUUACCCUGUUUCUAAAUGAAAUAACUCUGUAUUUCAUUAGUUUUAAUUUUGAAGUAUUUGAAAAAUAUUUUUCAAACCUUGAUAUCUCUCCUUUAGGGGCUGAUUUUCGCCAUUGUAAUUUAUUUGACCGUUAAGGUUUAUGCUUGUCAGUGAAGCGGUGUCGGACUAUUAUUAGCAUUAAGGAAGGGGACCUUUGGGUGCAAAUCAUUGCAGGCUGUUGGGAAGGAGGGAAGACGGCUUCAUUGUAAUGGUUAUUCACUACGUGACUUCGGUCCCAGGCAAUGUCUGACUGCAUAACAUUAUAGUAAAGUUUAGAAAUUCAGAUCAGAGAACGGGAUGUUGUAGAUUUAUCUUGAUAAUGUAGCAAACACAGCCACUUCCCACAUGCAACACAUGCAUCUCAUGUUUCUUACAUGCAAGGUGAUUGCACUGAUAAGUGCAUAAUGGUACAGUACAUAUAUAACCUAUAACACUUAUGCCUUGAUAGUUAUAGUAAAUGUCUAUGUGACUGACUUAUAUAUGUACUGUACUUUUUAUUAUUUUCCUGUGAGUUUCCCCUACGUAGAAAUAAACAGCUUUCCACGUAACAGUGCAUGUGUGCUUCAGCUUGUGGGCACCAGCAUCCAAUCCCGUGUACCAUGCAUCUCUUUGAGAGUUGUAGCAUUAUUUUUGUGUCAUUAUUUUCUUUCAAAAAUAUUACUUGGAAGUGCACCCUGGCUCCUAAAUGGAGGUAGACCAGCACUAGUAAUAACAUCAGGGGGAGGCAAAAAGGCAAAGUAUCGAUUUGAAAAUUAAAAGGCUAUUGAAAUAACAUGAAAAUCAGUGAAUAUUAUUGCUCACAAUUCAUAUAUGCCUUUGCUGUGUGUAUAAUAUGGUGUUUACACAUCUUUCAAAUUAUGGAACAUCCUUUUUUACAGAUCAUACUGUUGCUGAUUGUUAAAGAUUUCAGCAGUGCAUACCUGCAGUUGGAGUGACUUCUUAUGAGAAAUAUCCACGUAGUGAACAUGACUUAGUAUUAGUUCUUCUAUUUAUAUGGUCAUAUUUUCAGAUUCAUUUCAAAACCAUAUUUUUUUUUGUAGGGAACGGCGCAAGAUAAAAGGGUGAAUGGGCGCUGGGAAAUUUUAAACUAUGUGAACAGUGUCAUCUAGUGGCAGCAUGGUAUAAAGACAUCACUGAGGAUUAAUGGCCCUCUGUUAAUGGUCCCCAACCUUGAUGUGAAUAUGAGUUAACUUAGGUUAAGUCUUACAAGAAUUUUUUUUUAUCCAGGAGCUUAUCUUAAAAUAAGAACUUAAAUUUUAUAUUCCUGAUUAGACAAAAUAAAGUAGGAUUUUAGUAAUCAGAUUUGUUUAGAUUUGAGAACUUUUUAAUUGGCUAUGCUGCCAGUAGGUGCCCAGACUCGACCCUCAUUUUGUGUUUCUCUAUAGGUUUCCAAGUAGGAUAGAGUUCACGUUUGCCCUCAGGUUAAGAGCUAGAUGUGGACAUCUGGCUGGUCUUCCGGGUCAGUGAUGGGUCACUGAGACCCCUGCAGUCAUCCCUAGAGUGGGGUUUCCUCAGCGGCCUCAUGAAAUGCCUCCUUUCCAGACUACCCACAGGGCCUCGUAUAUUUUGGUUGUCAGUGCAUUUGCUGUGUUGUGGCUGGGUAUUUGUAUGCCAGUUUAGCCGUUUUAUUGGAAGGUACACCGAUUUUACCGUGGCCAUGAGUGUGCAAUUAAAAUAAAAUUUAUUUUUUUCCAAAAGUA
Messenger RNA from Echinops telfairi (small Madagascar hedgehog), 2946 nucleotides. RefSeq names its product CLN8 transmembrane ER and ERGIC protein (gene CLN8). The record is from RefSeq and is a predicted model, not a curated record. Gene Ontology annotation, biological process: lipid homeostasis. Bases 216 to 1082 code for a protein of 288 amino acids. NCBI's taxonomy places the organism in Eukaryota, Metazoa, Chordata, Mammalia, Afrosoricida, Tenrecidae. Gene Ontology annotation, cellular component: endoplasmic reticulum; membrane. The transcript has 3 exons.